CUCCAUUCCCUCAAUCGUUCUAUAGAAGGGCGUAUCUGCGGGUGGCCGGUACAGUUUGUCACUGUCUUUCUACCUCACCGGCUUUUUGUGCUCUUGCCUGCUUUGUCUCUCCACUCCACGACUCGUCAUUCUCUCUCCUCCGCCGUCAUUUAUAUACAGAACCCCCCACUUUACAGCGCUGAUGAUUUGACGAGACCGACGAAUUUCCUACUGUAUUUCUAGUUAUCCAACUAUCGCGCUAUUCGAAACACUCUGUGCAAAUACAUUUCCUUCGUCGACGGGCCUCCGGCUGGUUAUCUGGGUUGGACAUCUGAUAUUGCAUUAAUUGUAACGGCCAUUCUGGAUUUGAUAUCCCGGUUUUGCUCAAGCUUUGACUUCAUUAUGGCUUCAGAUAUCCCUAAAGUUGUGCCUUUAACUUGUCACGGACACUCUCGUCCUGUGCCCCAUAUUAGUUUUUCGUCCACGGUGGAGGACGACCAAUACUAUCUUGUUUCUGCCUGUAAAGACAACAAUCCCAUGCUUCGGGAUGGUAUCACUGGUGAUUGGAUUGGCACCUUCCUCGGUCAUAAAGGAGCGGUCUGGCAAGCUCGCCUCUCAACCGACGCGAACAUAGCCGCAACUGCAGCAGCAGACUUUUCUGCUAAAGUCUGGGACACUCACACGGGCCAAUGCCUUCACACCCUCCAACAUUCCCACAUAGUCCGAGCGGUCGCAUUCCCCCUUCAACCUUCUCCUCAAGUUCUCGCAACCGGCGGUUACGAGAAGAAACUCCGAAUCUUCGACCUGACACGCAGCGGCAGCAACAGCUCGUCCCCCACAGCCUCAUCAGCGCCUCCCGCCGAAGACGGAACUUCCUCUGCAACGAGCUAUGAAAUCGGUCCCGGGGCUCACGGUGGCACCAUUAAGUCCAUCGUCUGGAAUCGGGACUACAACAUCCUAACUACAGCUGCCGACGACCGUAAAAUCCGCUGGUGGGAUCUUCGCUCCCGCCACCCGGUCGUCGAGUAUCCCGUCGAGGGCAACAUCGGCAGCUGCGAACUGAACACCCUCGCAACCCGCCCCAACGAUACCGGUAUCCUUUCUGUUGCUGCAGGAAAGAGCGUCUACCUUUUCGAUGGACAUACUCCUGGAAGACUCCUCAAGAAGAUUGACUUCGGGUACGAGGUUGCCAGCGCGGCGGUGAACAAUGAUACGGCCCGUUUAGUUACUGGCAGCGCGGACGACACCUGGGCACGUGUAUACGACUUGCACACAGAUGAUGAGCUCGAAGUCCAAAAGGGCCAUCACGGCCCUAUCUGGUCAGUGAGCUUCUCGCCCGACGGUAAAUUAUACGGUACUGGAAGUGAAGACGGAACGAUCAAGCUCUGGAAGGCAUGCAGAGAGCCGUAUGGUCUUUGGCGCUGA
Molecule: messenger RNA, 1404 nt
Organism: Aspergillus nidulans FGSC A4
Lineage: Eukaryota; Fungi; Ascomycota; Eurotiomycetes; Eurotiales; Aspergillaceae
Product: WD40 repeat domain-containing protein
Exons: 6
Coding region: 382-1404 (340 amino acids)
Source: RefSeq, a predicted model, not a curated record